Saccharomyces eubayanus is the source of this 1701-nucleotide messenger RNA. It is a transcript of the gene VPS30, whose product is annotated as beclin 1. Gene Ontology annotation, cellular component: phagophore assembly site; phosphatidylinositol 3-kinase complex, class III, type II; phosphatidylinositol 3-kinase complex, class III, type I. The coding region runs from base 1 to 1701 and encodes 566 amino acids. Gene Ontology annotation, biological process: autophagosome assembly; cellular response to nitrogen starvation; autophagy. The record is from RefSeq and is a predicted model, not a curated record. The transcript has a single exon. Lineage: Eukaryota; Fungi; Ascomycota; Saccharomycetes; Saccharomycetales; Saccharomycetaceae.
AUGCUCUCUGAAACAAGCAUUGAAAUGAGAUGCCAGAAUUGCCACUUACCUUUGCAAUUAGAUCCGUCUUUGGAAGGUCUUAGUUUGACCCAGCGAAAUCUACUACUGUCAAACAAUAAUAUUGCAACUACAACGAAUGAAAAUACCAUUUCCAACAAAGAAGGAGAUGCUAAUGACAAUUGCGUAUUUCAGAUACCAGAGGACAGACUGAAGCGGUUAGAAGAGAUUCAGAACAUAAAAGAUUUGGGUUUAGUCGAUGACAAAUUGACUACAGAUUCGUUUGUCUUUUUAAACCACGAUGAUGAUAAUAACGCUUAUGAUAAAAAUGACAUUAACAUAAACCGUCAAGGUGAUGAUUCAGACGGCGAUAGUGACAAGAAUGACAAUAGUGAUGCCUCUGGCCGAAACAGCUCUUUUCGAGAUCAUGAAGAAGAGGAACAGGAGAUCACCGAUGGAGAUGAAAACCAACAAUUACAAUUGAACUCCAAGACUUUGUCCACCCAAGUCAACGCAAUGACUAACGUGUUCAACAUCCUUUCAUCCCAAACAAAUAUAGACUAUCCUGUUUGUCAGGACUGCUGCAAUCUGCUAAUACAUAGGCUGAAAAGUGAGUAUGAUGAUGCAAUCAAGGAAAGAGACACUUACGCUCAAUUUUUAUCCAAGCUAGAAACUCAAAACAAAGAAAUAUCAAACGCCAUUACUCACAAGCAAUAUUCCAACAAUAUUUUGGAAAACAAAAAUUUACAAGAGGAAAAACAAGAGCUAUUAAAGCAAUUAUUGCGUCUGGAAACGAUGGAUAAUGAUUUAGACGAAGAGCUAAGUCAUUUGCAAGAAAGGAAAAUCCAACUACAAAACGAAAAACUACAAAAAUUGAGCGAUCAGAACUUAAUGGAUUUGAACAACAUACAGUUUAAUAAAAAUCUGCAAUCGCUCAAGCUACAAUACGAAUUGUCUCUAAAUCAUCUGGACAAAUUGAGAAAGAUCAACAUUUUUAAUGCUACUUUCAAAAUCUCGCAUAAUGGACCUUUUGCCACUAUAAAUGGACUGAGACUGGGCAGUAUACCAGAAACAGUGGUGCCUUGGAAGGAAAUCAACGCUGCAUUAGGCCAAUUAAUCCUUUUGUUGGCCACUAUAAAUAAAAAUUUAAAGAUAAACUUAUUAGACUAUAAGUUACAACCAAUGGGUUCAUUUUCCAAGAUCAAAAAAAGAAUAAAUAGCAACGUUGAAAACAAUAAUAAUACCACAUCAGACAGUCCUGGCGGUUGGUUAAUUCUACCUGUCUAUAACGAUGAAAAUUUUAACCUGGGGAAAAUUUUCCAUAAAGAGACAAAGUUCGAUAAAUCACUAGAAACAAUAUUAGAAAUAAUAAUACAAAUGACACAGCAGCUUUCUACAAUAGCGUCGUCCUUUUCUUCUCAAACACGUUUAUCAAAUCAAGACGCCUCUUCAUUAAAUAUUAACGGUAACACUAAUAAUGAUGCUUCCAUCCUGGAAUUGCCCUACAUGAUGAAUAAAGAGAAAAUCAAUGGGCUAUCUGUUAAACUGCAUGGUAGCAACCCGAAUCUUGAAUGGACAACGGCUAUGAAGUUUUUACUAACAAAUAUAAAGUGGUUGUUGGCAUUUUCUUCCAAUUUAUUGUCCAAGUCAAUGACUUUAAGCCCCGCAAACGAUGACAAUGAUAUCAACACUACUGGCAAUUAA